Mirounga angustirostris (Northern elephant seal) is the source of this 2541-nucleotide messenger RNA. RefSeq names its product ADP ribosylation factor like GTPase 11 (gene ARL11). Gene Ontology annotation, cellular component: cytoplasm; plasma membrane. Gene Ontology annotation, biological process: intracellular protein transport; vesicle-mediated transport. The transcript is spliced from 2 exons. Gene Ontology annotation, molecular function: GTPase activity; GTP binding. Lineage: Eukaryota; Metazoa; Chordata; Mammalia; Carnivora; Phocidae. The record is from RefSeq and is a predicted model, not a curated record. Bases 309 to 857 code for a protein of 182 amino acids.
GGGGAAGGAAGCGGAAAAGGGGAACCGGCAGCAGCCCCUGCAGUUCCUUCGCUUCUCGCUCUUGGGACGCUACCGCCGCGCGGAAAGCAGCUGCGGGCGAGCGCACUGCCACAGAGGAGGAGCUUUCGGCCGCAGCCUAGUAACACCGAGCGCAGGCCUGUGUUUGAAACCUGACAUGGUAAAGACACUUCCUGCUUUUGGAGGAGAGGCUCUUCUUCGAUGUGCCUGCGUGGAUUUGUGUUCCUCCCGAAAAGAAUGGCUGAUGUGUGCACCUGGCCUUUCUCCCCUAGGGGUUAGCAGGAGCCACCAUGGGUUCUGUGAAUUCCCGAGGUCACAAGGCAGAAGCCCAGGUGGUGAUGAUUGGCCUCGACUCAGCUGGGAAGACCACACUCCUGUACAAACUGAAGGGCUACCAGCUGGUGGAGACCCUGCCCACUGUUGGUUUCAACGUGGAGCCUCUCAGAGUCCCUGGGCAUGUGUGUCUGACCAUCUGGGAUGUGGGGGGGCAGACCCAGCUGAGGGCCAACUGGAAGGACUACCUGGAAGGCACGGAUGUCCUCGUGUAUGUGCUGGAUAGCACAGAUGAAGCUCGCUUGCCCGAGGCGGUGGCUGAGCUCGUGGAAGUCCUUAAUGAUCCACACAUGGCCCACGUCCCUUUCUUGGUGCUGGCCAACAAGCAGGAGGCGCCCGAUGCUCUGCCGCUGCUCGGGAUCAGAGACAGGCUGGGCCUGGAGAGAUUCCAGGACCGCAGCUGGGAUCUCCGGGCCUGCAGUGCCCUCACCGGUGCUGGGCUGCCCGAGGCCCUGCAGAGCUUGAGAAGGCUCCUGAAAUCCCGCUGCCACUGUGUCUCCAGGUGAGCGCAGGUGCAGCGGGGGGAGUGGGGAGAGCAAGAAGACUGGAUCCAGGCAGAGCAGCGUGCCUUUGCCCAUACGAACUGAAAGAAGCAGCUAGUCCUUGAGAAUCUGAAGCUCAGUUUGUCAAAUAAGACGUCCUUCUGUGCUUGGACAGGAUAUUUUCUUCUUGGGGCUUAUUGUCACGAGGGUUUAUGCUGAAAACCAACUAUUCUUUGAAUAAUAAUACUCUAAGGGGAAAAAAAAUGCCUCAACAUACUUCCUUUAAUAACUCAUUACCAAGGGUGAACUGAGCAAUUGUAAUAAUAGAACAAUGAAUGGUUGCAUUACAAUUAAGACCUAAAUUUACAGAGGGAAAGAGAUUUCAAAAUCAGAUUAGAAUAUCAUCUGGACAUGGUUACGAUCUUAGGAGUGAUUUUUCCCUGGUGCCCCUGGGUAUGUGCCACGAUCACUGUGAGUGCAAGCUGCCAGGGCUAGCAGAUAGGAGUAGGUGACUCUGGCCCCACGGAACCUUGGGUUUAGAAGUUCGCUCGGGCAUUUGGCCCUGGGCAAGAGGCUGGGAGUUAAAGCCUUCCAAAAUUUAUCCUUUUCUCUGACCCUGAUGAACUCUUCUCCACCUUUUACCAUCUUGUAUUGGUCUUUCUCUAAAAUGCUUCAUUUUUAUCUUUUUUUCUUUCUCUUUUCUCCAUACAGCACAUAUCUUUCCUUAAAGAUCAGAUUAAUCAAAUAUUUCAUUCAUUUAUUCAUUCAUUUAAUCAACAAAUAUGUAGAGCAUUGAAUUUGGGCAAACAGCACUGAGUUUUUAGUUAUGAGCCAGGCCCUUGAGAUGGGAGGUGUGGAUUUUGAAGAUACAUGUAACAAAAAUGCUUCUUUCUCAUUAUUAACAGUAAAAAAGAAAAUUGAACAUAGCAUCCUACAAGGGUUUUCAGGUGAUCUUUACCUAGGAACCAUGAAGCUCCUGAAAUUAUUUGCAGAAUUAUUUGCAAAACGUUAUGCUUUGAGCCUUUUUUGGGGGGGCGGGGGAAGAAGAUCCAUAACUUUUAUCAGACUUUCAAAGGCUUUUGUAACUCCCAGAAGUUAAGAAUCACUGAUCUGGUCUUACCGAUCAUCCAACGGAGGAAUACUUUUUAUAAUCUGAGCUUUUUAAUGGCAAGCAGCUCGUACUUGACACCUGCUCUCAUGUUAAACAGCUCUACAUGUUAGCUAUUCCUACUCUGGACUAAAAUCUUCCUCCUUAUGGAUGGUGGUUCUCCCCUCUCUGGAGUGACACGGUAUAAAUGGGUCCUCAACACUCUUCCAACAUCUGAGAUCCACUAGGUCCCUCUACCCAAAUUCUUCCUUCUAACAUCAGGUUAGGCAUGCUCCGUUCUUUCCACUACUUGUCAGUAGAUAGGUUUUCCUGUGUCAGGCACAGGAAAGUACAAAGAUGCAAAGACAGAUUGGACAAGGCCUCAGGCCUCAUGGAGCUCUGCUUGGGGAAGCAGUAGGACAAAACUCCCAUAAAAAAAGCAGAUAGAGGCUCAAUUCAGCAGCUGUUUGUUGAGCACUUACUGGGGUCAAGUUCUGUGCUGGGUGCUUUCCAUAGUUAUCUCAGAUUCUCUCAAUUCUGCAAAGUAGGUAUCAUUCUCAUGUUGCAUAAUUAGAAACUGAGGCUGGGGGAGGUUCUGACUUGCUUGAGGCACAGAACUAU